This is a messenger RNA of Debaryomyces tyrocola, 459 nucleotides long. The record is from the annotation of a GenBank genome assembly. NCBI's taxonomy places the organism in Eukaryota, Fungi, Ascomycota, Pichiomycetes, Serinales, Debaryomycetaceae.
AUGGUGCAUUGGAUAAUAUCAGAUUUACCACUUGAUUUCAUGAAUAUCUUCACGUAUGUUUGUACAACUAUCAAUGUUUUGGUUUUUGUACUGGAACCUACGUUCCCUUGGUUAAUUUUUGCUAUGGUUAUGUUAUUCACGAUUAUUGCUAUCUUGAUUGCUUCAAUAACUAUUCACUUUAAACAAAGGAUGAACUUAUAUGAUAAAGGUAUAGAGAAGAUUAUUAUUCCCGAAUUUAUAGAGCAAAGGCCUUUUAGAGAAGCAAAUUUAAUGCAAAAAGAUGAAAUAUUAGCAGUCAUAUUAAGACACGUAAAUACGAAAUUCGUUUCCCAAAUGAAGAAACAAUAUACUUUUAAGAACAUAGAACAAUUAGUGAAAUGUCAUGAUUCUAUUAUUGCAGGAUUCACUAAGAGAUAUUUUGAAAAAUANACAUUCAAGGCUGGGAUAGAAUGUUAUUAA